Messenger RNA from Boleophthalmus pectinirostris (great blue-spotted mudskipper), 7351 nucleotides. It is a transcript of the gene sucla2, whose product is annotated as succinate-CoA ligase ADP-forming subunit beta. Bases 17 to 1441 code for a protein of 474 amino acids. Gene Ontology annotation, biological process: succinyl-CoA metabolic process; tricarboxylic acid cycle. Gene Ontology annotation, cellular component: succinate-CoA ligase complex; mitochondrion. The record is from RefSeq and is a predicted model, not a curated record. The transcript has 11 exons. NCBI's taxonomy places the organism in Eukaryota, Metazoa, Chordata, Actinopteri, Gobiiformes, Gobiidae. Gene Ontology annotation, molecular function: metal ion binding; succinate-CoA ligase (ADP-forming) activity; ATP binding.
CUGUUGAUGACAGCGCAUGCGUCGAGCCUGCCGUACUGAAGACAUGGCGACCUCCCUGAUCUGCGGCCGUCUGUCGGCUAGCCUCCGAAACUCCGGGGCUCGGAGCGCCCUGAGCUCCGCUACAAAGAUUCUGGGCGGUUCGUCGGGGCUCCUGGCUCAGUGCUGCCCCCCUCAGCCUCCUCACUGUCAGCAGCAGCAGAGGGCGCUGUCUCUACACGAGUACAUGAGCAUCGGGCUGCUGAAGGAGGCUGGGAUCUCUGUCCCGGAGGGAAAAGUGGCGAGCUCCUCAGAGGAAGCCUACGCUGUCGCCAAGGAGAUGGGCACUAAGGACCUGGUGGUGAAGGCCCAGGUUUUGGCUGGAGGUCGAGGGAAAGGCACAUUUGAGGGAGGACUCAAAGGAGGAGUCAAGAUCGUGUACUCGCCAGAGGAGGCGCGGGACAUCUCCUCUCAGAUGAUUGGUCGAAAGCUGUACACGAAGCAGACCGGGGAGGCGGGGCGUAUCUGUAACCAGGUGUUCAUCUGUGAGCGACGCUACCCACGAAGAGAGUACUACUUCGCCAUCACCAUGGAGAGGUCCUUCCAGGGUCCUGUGUUGAUCGGCAGCUCUCAGGGCGGAGUGAACAUCGAAGACGUCGCAGCCGAAAACCCCGAUGCCAUCGUGAAAGAACCAAUCGACAUCGUGGAGGGAAUCAAGAUGGAGCAAGCCGUGCGGGUGGCACAGAAGAUGGGCUUCCCCAAGGCUCUGGUUAACGAAGCUGCAGAAAACAUGAUCAAACUGUACAACCUGUUCAUCAAAUACGACGCUUCCAUGGUGGAGAUCAACCCUAUGGUGGAGGACUCUUCUGGCAUCGUGAUGUGCAUGGACGCCAAGAUAAACUUUGACUCGAACGCGGCGUACCGUCAGGACAAAGUGUUUGCGAUGAGGGACUGGAGCCAGGAGGACCCCCGCGACCGACAGGCGGCCAAGGCAGACCUCAACUACAUCGGGCUGGACGGGACCAUCGGCUGCCUAGUGAAUGGGGCAGGUCUUGCUAUGGCGACUAUGGACAUUAUAAAGCUCCAUGGCGGAACCCCGGCCAACUUUCUGGACGUGGGGGGCGGAGCUACAGCACAUCAGGUGACCGAGGCAUUCAAACUCAUCACCUCCGACAGAAAGGUUCAGGCGAUUCUGGUGAAUAUUUUCGGAGGCAUCAUGAGGUGUGAUGUCAUCGCUCAGGGCAUCAUCAUGGCUGUGAGAGACCUGGACCUGAAGAUCCCCAUUGUAGUACGGUUACAAGGAACCCGAGUGGACGAUGCCAAAGCUCUGAUCGCUGCCAGUCCCCUGAAGAUCCUGGCCUGCGACGACCUCGACGAAGCUGCUAAAAUGGUUGUGAAACUUUCCGAAAUCGUAUCGUUGGCGAAGGAAGCUCAAGUCGACAUCACCUUCCAGCUGCCCAUUUAAAACCACUCCGCCGGUCUCCUCCGCCACUGUACCUGCCUCACCUGUCGCACCUGUCGCACCUGCCGCGCCUGCCCUGUCUCCCUGCCUACAGAACAGGGCCUAUGGACAGAAAAAACACGAGCCCGUCACAGCUUUACAGUAUCAGGUGGUAGAACCGUCUCCAAAUCACCGCAGAUGGUUGCAAAAAAUAUACCGGAGUUAAAAUGACUUGAAAUUUCAGCAGUACUUUAAAAAUAACUACAACUUAAUUAGCCAAAUUAAUUCAUAGUUUAUUAAAUGAUUCAGACUUCAGAUUUACUUAAGGCGUUAGGGUUGGGGUAUUACCACUUACUAAACCUGAAUCAUUCUUAAUAAGCUACAUUAAUACGUUAUGAUUUUUGUUCAUAAUUUAUUAAAGGUGCAUUGUGUAACUUUUCUGUUGGAGGAUCCAUCAAAUGAUUUUCUCCAUGGUGAUGUUAUUGCUUUGUCUAGAAUGUUUCACAAUAUGGUAUUAAACCUUUUUACCUUCAUCGAGAGCAAACCAGACCAAGUUACAGGUCAGAUCUGCGGAGAGGCGACCCCGCUCACAGUCAAAACGCCGUUUUUUCCCAAGUAUUUUUCAGUUAUAAAACCACCCGUGAUUGAAUAAAUGUAAAGUCGAGCUGUUUAAUGUCACACUGUGGAACAUUCAUCUUCACAGAGACGAGCAGGAGACAGACCCCCAACCAAAAAGUUACACAGUGCACCUUUAAGGCUAAUUAAAGUGUAGUUACAGUGUUACGGAAAUUUUUUAAUCUUGUUUUUGAGUAGUUUUAACACGUCAGAUUACUUCACUUAUGGACCUAAAUAAUCAUUAAACUUAUUUUUAGGCAUUUCAACUGUAGAUACUUUUCUUCAAAUAUUCACAAAUUUGGACCAGUGGAUUAAAAUUUCCAUCAAUGUGUUAUUUUCGAUUCAAAUGUGAACAAAAAUGUAUUGAAACUGUAAUUUUAAAACAUUUACUGGACUAUAGCCCUGAAAAUAAAUAAUUCAAAAUGUGUGAAAACGACUCAAAAAAACAAAUCUGAUACAUUCAAGUCAUUUUAAGUCAUCGCGUCGGUCCUUUUUUUUUUUACAGUGUAGCGUUUCUCCUUUGUCUUUCAACGUCUCAACUCAAAAGUAUUGAGUAAAACGCACAAUCUCUUUAUUUAAGUAACUCCUUUUUCACCAGUACACUCGUAACAAAAGCCCGUUUCAGUGAUUGUACUUCCAACAUAUAAACCCAUGUGUAUGUUAUUUUAAUGUCAUGUCAAUAAUAGGGAUUUAAAGAAUAAAAUGUUUAGCCAUUUUUGUCUUGGUCUACAAAGUUAAUUAUCGUCCAGAGUAAUACAGAUUUCCUUUUCAUGUUAUUGUAAUAAGUUGAAAUGACUUGAAUUCAGAAUAUUACACUUAAAGGUCCUAUAUUGCACUAAACUGACUUAAGCCAUGUUAUAAUGUUCAUCUCAUCAAAAACAUACUUGGAGUUGUUUUGUUUUAUUCACACAUUUUGGAGUUAUCCUGCUUUUAUCUUUGAAUAUUUUUGUUUUAAUGGGACAAUUUGGAAUUUUGGACAUAGGGCCUCAUUUCCUAGUGAGCCAAAAUGUUGGAGGCAUGUGGAAACACUUUUUAAAAUAUUCCAUCCAGUCCUUGUAUUUGCAGAGGUCGCUGGUGCUAGGCUAGUGCAUGUCAAUGGCCAUAGUUAGCCUGCCACUAAAAACAGUCUUACCCACUCCACAAAAUACCCGAAGCAAAUCUAUUAUUACACCAGACUGUCGAGAUAAAUGUCUGUGUCGAUAGAAUAAUGUUUGAAUAAAACUAACCUUGCAUCGCAUGAAUCGUUGCAUGUUGAGGGACUAUUUUCUCAUAUAUCAGUCCGCCGUUGCUAAGCUUUCUAUCAGGAAGUACCAGGGCUCGCUCAUAAGCCUCCAACCCCAUCAAAAAACGACUGCGCGCCCCACAAUCCAGAGCGCCCUGUACAUGAAUCCACUCGGGUGUCCUAACACGACUUCAGUAAACUACAAAGCCGCACCACCCGCAGUGCACGCAAACACACACGGAGAAGACAGCGACCGCGUGGCAACAAACACCCACAGCCGACGAGGAACAGAACGGAGGAACAAACCGAAAAAGCGAGUCCAAUGUGCCACAUCUAGACACAACUGAACAACUGAGUCACUGCGAACACGCUGACAAUCCAGCGGUCCCAGACAGCACCCUCCCUACACACCACAACUGAACAAAGCCCAGAGUCACUGUGAACGCACCAAACAAAGUCCCACUCACCCAUCCAACUGUUGUGUUUCCUUUAAAGUCCGGUGCGGUUUAUUUGUGAAAAUGUUCGAAAGUAGAACAUUCUAUGACAGUGCGUCUUAUAAUCCAGAACGCCCUAUAGUGUGGAAAAUACAGUACAACUCGCUGCUGCUGCUCAGACAUAAAUCCUUCAAAUGCAAGGUUAAUUUUCUUUCAAAAAUGAUUAUAUCAACACAUCGAAACUCUGGCAUAAUAAUAGAUUUUCUUCGGGUGUUUUGUGGAGUGGGUAAGACUGUUUUUUGUGUCAGGCUAACUAUGGCCAUUGACAUGCACUAGCCUAGCACCAGCGACCUCUGUGAAUACAAGGACUGGAUGGAAUAUUUAAAAAAGUGUCUCCACACGUCUUCAACACUCUGGCUCCUAUGUCCAAAAUUCCAAACUGUCCCUUUAACUUCUGUACAGUUGAGAAAGUCUCCAGAAUUUGCUUGUUUACCGAGGAGUGAAGCAGUUUCAGUGAGGGUAAAAAAAAAUAGCUGUAACUUCAAAUCCAGUGUGGAAAUUAUUAAAAUAAUUCUAGUGAAGGUGUAUGGAGUUUAAAAACACAGUGGAGCGCUUCCAGUAUUACCACUUAAUGAAUCACAAGGAGGAACGGAGUGUUUUCAGUUUGAGAGAAGCCUAAAUCUGCAGGUUUUUGUGUUAAACGUGUCUGAACCAACUCCAUGUAGGUUUGUGAUGAAGAAACAUUAUAAAUAGAUCAGAAAACUUGGAUGAUUUGACUAAGAUUGAAAAUUGUAUGCAAAAUUCUGUGCUUCUUGUAUAUUGCAUUAUCAAAAAUCAUAAAUUUCUUCCCCAACUGGCAGAAAAUUAAGCUUGAAAUGACAAAGACACAUUUUGGUUUUAGAAAAGUCUGAAUUCAUCAAAACUUCAAAGAUAAUAUUCUGAAUUCUUUUUAACCACACCUUCAAAAUCUCUCCUCUGUGAUGUAGUUUGUCCCAUUUAUUUUGCUUAAGAAGCGAGACUGGAGCAAGUUUAGCCAUAUGUUUUUUUGUCUUGCUUUUAUUUUGACAGGUUUUCUGACAUGAAUCUUGUUACUUCAAAUUGUCAAAAUAUUCGAAAUGUUUAUGGCUUACUUAACUUUGGCAGCUAAGGGUAAUGGUUUGUGGUUUGGAGCAGCAGACAAGUGACCAGGACUGGACUAAACUAGGUCUGGACUAGGACUUGACCAGGAUUUGGAUCAGGUCUCAACUGGAUCUUUAUUUCUUUCAGGGCAAAUGUGUGUUCUGCUGAAGUAACCAGGUCUAAAUCAGAUCCAGACCAGGUCUAAAUCAGGUCCUCAUAGAGUCUUCCCUCCUUUUGGUGCAAAUGUGUAUUCUGCAAAAUAAACCAGGACUAGAUCAGGUCUGGAAUAUGUCUGAACCGGGUCUGAACCAGGUCUAAACCAGGUCUGGAAUAGGUCUAAACUAGGUCUAAGCCAAGUCUAAACUAGGUCUAAGCCAAGUCUAAACUAGGUCUAAGCCAAGUCUAAACUAGGUCUAAGCCAAGUCUAAACUAGGUCUAAGCCAAGUCUAAACUAGGUCUAAGCCAAGUCUAAAGCAGGUCUAAGCCAAGUCUAAACCAGGACUAAAUUAGAACUAAGCCGGGUCUAAACUGGGUCUGGACUCUGACUGGAUCGGGACUAAAGCAGGUCUUCACUCCUCUCAGUUCUAUUGUGUAUUCUGUUGAAGAAACCAGGACUGGAUCAGGUCUAGAACAGGUCUAAAUCAGGUCUAAACCAGGUCUGAAAUAGGUCUAAACCGGGUGUUAAUCAGGUCUAAACCAAGUUUAAACCAGGUCUAAAUCAGAUCUAAACCAGGUCUAAGCCAAGUCUAAACUAGGUCUAAACCAAGUCUAAAGCAGCUCUAAACCAGGACUAAAACAGAACUAAGUCGGGUCUAAACCGGGUCUGGACUCUGACUGGAUCGGGACUAAAACAGAUCUUCACUUCUCUCAGUUCCACUGUGUAUUCUGUUGAAGAAACCAGGACUGGAUCAGGACUAGAACAGGUCUAAACUAGGUCUAAACUAGGUCUAAACCAUGUCUUUGCUCCUUUCACAGCAAAUGUGUUUCCCUAUGAAAAAACAAAACAGGUCUGGACCAGGGACUAGGACCAGGGACUAGGACCAGGGACUGGACUGGGGACUAGACCAAAACCAAACCAGAUCUUCUUUUCUCUCAGUGCAAAUAUGGGCCCAGGCAGAAUAUGACUAACCUGUCUGCUCCUCCAAACUUCAAAUCCUCUGCAAAUCCUCCUUUCCUCUCCUCUCCCAAACACAUCCGUUUAAAAACCUUAACUUCUAAAAGUGAAAAGUCGUAUUUCUAAAUUGCCUCCCGGCUACGUUUCCUUCGAUAACGAUCUGCAAGUUUUCAGACAGAUUAUUUUGUGCUUGUUAAGUCGUCACGCUCAAAAUUCAGAUAAAGUUUUCCUUCAAAUCCUCCAAAAACUGCCUCCUGGUUUAAAUCCUUAUUUUCCCCCCAUUUCGGAACAUUUGUGCAUUCAUAACUGAGCAAAUUUUACACAGACAAUAUUCGUAUCUGCCGAUUUCGCUCCAUAUAAAAACAACGAAUAUCUAAUUAAAAUGUUAAAAUGACUUGUAUUGAGAAUUUUAAUUGCAAAAUUUGACUUGGAGGGCCUGUUAUUUUGCCUAUUUCACCAUAUUGUGUAAUUAUAAUGAGCAAAUUCUCAGUCAAUGUCAUACAAAUUUUUUUAGUUUUAAGCAAAGUUUUCGGAAUCCAUUGACAGAAUUUCAACAAUAUUUUGAAAAAAGACUUGCUUGUCUCCAUGGUGAUAUUGUAGCCUGGAAUAUUCUAAACUUACCUCUAUUUAUUGCUACAAGGAGAUGGGAAAGUUUAACGCCAUUUUGUGGAACGUUCCAAAUCCUUGGAGACCAGCGGGCUGUGGACCUCUCGAAGUAAAGUUACGCAGUACGUCUUUAAAUCAAGAUUCCUACAAGUCAUUUUAAGUCACAGAGAUGCCCGUUUUGUAUUUCAAACAUGAUUGAAGACACUGGAAAUGCUUUUUAAUAUGUCAAAUGUGUAGAAUAGGUUGCGUUCACGUGAAAUCACAACGUCAACAUUGCACAGUCCCUUAAGUUUAAACAGAAGUCGGAAUUUGAAUGUUGGAAGUUGCUGUUUUAAUUGUCAGAUUUUAGAUUUGACCUUUAUUAUUAUAGUUCGUAUCUCUGUAGUACUGGACCUGUUGGCAAGAAAGAAAAACUGGCGCAAAGUUCAGCCUCUUCAUUUUUUCACAACAUCUUCAGCCAGUUUAAGUUUUAAGUUUGUGGAGCUACUUCCUAAAUAAAUAAUAAGCAGUGAAUCUUCCUUAGACUUCUACAGACCCCUGCCCUCCGUCUGAAGUCACGAUGUCAAAUUCUAGAGCAUGAACGCAACCUAUUAAUGGUAAAACUCCUUCUGUUUUGUGCCACUGCCGUAGACUCCCACACACACACACACUCACGCAUUACUGUAAGUGUUCUGGUUUCUUCCCUCUUAGUUUCAUGGCUGCACUCCUAAACAAAAGUGUGUGUGGUAAAGAUUCUGUAAAUAAAAUACAAAUGAAAGAAAUGGUGAUGGUGUACCAUAUUUAUACUCCGCUCUGGAGUUCAAUAAAGAUGAGAAAGAAAAAUG